AAGACCUAUUUCAUUGCAAAUUACACGCACGCUAAAGAUAAGAAGUCUGAUGCUGUAGAUCGAGCCGCCCUUGACAUCUUGGAUUCUGUUCUGUUGUCUGCCGAAAGGUUUAUCAGAAUCCGUAAACAGCGAGAGAAAAAUAAGAUGGAGAGAGAUGUGAUGGCAGGAGGACCAUCCCUUAGUGGGGAAACCAUUGAGCAGUUCUUGGCCCGUCUGCAGCAUAAACACCACUGGUCUGACCAGGGUAAGAUGAAAACUUUGAAGGAACACCUGAAGAAAGAAGAGAUCAACACCCUAGCGGUGCUGAAGGAAAUGUGGGAAGAUAUCAAGUCGAGUCUGCCAUUGUCCAUUGGAAUGAAGAUAGUCUUGGAGGAGGAGAUGCAGAGCUUGUGAAAGGCAUUGAUUGGGAUUGAAAGGGAUUGAUUGAUUUAGUUUAGGUCAUUUAAAAAAUGGUCGAAGACUUGCGCAUAAAAAAAUAUGUAACCAGAUUGGGUAGAUUUCUGAUUGCAGUUCUUUCCAAUAUUUUUUUUGGAAAAUCUGCGGGACAAGGGUUUCUUUGCCCACGAAAAAGUCCUAGGUCUUAAGCAAAGUGAGCUGGGGAGAGGUCUGUUAGGGAUUUGGCACUAACUGGUCCUUAGUAUCAGAGAAAGAUUCCCAGCAGGGUCUGACUGAGCUAAAUUGAGCUAUUUUCAUCGAGGUCCAGCUCGCUCCGCGGAAGAAAAAACGUUUGUGCCACAGUCCUAAUGAAAAGGGCCUGCUAUCAGAACAUAGUUUGCUUUUUCCAUGUUUUCUAGGAACUAUAUUUCAUAUAUUAGUGUUGUUUAUGUAUUGUGUUCUUCAAAAGCCAGUCGAUAAGAAAGAUGGCCAGAAAACGAAUGCCGCUAGGUGAAAACGAAGGAAUCUUUGUUUUCAACAUAUCAACUGCGAUAAACUGCAAGGGCCUGUUAUUUAAACAAAGUUUAGCUGUAGUUUAACAAAACUGCGCUCUAAGUCAUCUUGAAUUUAGCCAAACCUUUUAUCUGAACUUUUGUUUUUUUGAGAACAGCGUCAAAGGGGCAGAAAGCUUAUAGUGGAAGCAAUUAAUUCAAUGAAUCAACCCUAUUAAAGAGAAUCUCCGAGGCUCACUGCUGGCGUGAAACCACGGUUUGGGUUAGACCCCGUGGAGAUAACCGGCCCUGACAGCUUUGUUCAGCAGAAAAUAAAAAACAGUUGUACGCUUGAUUAAACGCCAUUAAAAAGAGAUGAACUACC
Messenger RNA from Pocillopora damicornis (cauliflower coral), 1251 nucleotides. RefSeq lists its product as uncharacterized. The record is from RefSeq and is a predicted model, not a curated record. NCBI's taxonomy places the organism in Eukaryota, Metazoa, Cnidaria, Anthozoa, Scleractinia, Pocilloporidae.